This is a messenger RNA of Acanthosepion pharaonis, 543 nucleotides long. NCBI's taxonomy places the organism in Eukaryota, Metazoa, Mollusca, Cephalopoda, Sepiida, Sepiidae. The record is from the annotation of a GenBank genome assembly.
AUGGGUUAUUUAAAUUUUCUUUCUUUUUUUUUUCUUUUUUUUUCUGCUCCUCUAUUAUUUCAGUUCCCUCCCUUCCCCUUCCCCACAAUUUCAGCCACUCCUCCUUUCUUUUCUUUUUGUAUUGCUUUGAAGUCCCCUAACACUCUAUCCACUCUCUUUAUAUAUCUAUCUCUAUCUAUCUCUAUCUCUAUCUCUCUAUCUAUCUAUCUCUAUCUCUCUAUCUAUCUCUAUCUCUCUAUCUAUCUCUAUCUAUCUCUAUCUAUCUCUAUCUCUCUCUAUCUAUCUCUAUAUCUCUCUAUCUAUCUCUAUAUCUCUAUCUCUCUCUAUCUAUCUCUAUCUCUCUAUCUCUCUCUAUCUAUCUCUAUCUCUCUCUCUCUAUCUAUCUAUAUAUAUAAUUGGCCGAAAAACCUUUUCUUCUUUUUUUUCCUCAUUUCUCUCUUUCUUUUUCCUCUCUCUCUCUUUUUCUCUUUCUUUUCUCUCUCUCUCUCUUUUUCCUCUCUCUCUCUCUUUUUCCUCUCUCUCUUUUUUUCUUUACUUUUUUGA